Molecule: messenger RNA, 996 nt
Organism: Castor canadensis (American beaver)
Lineage: Eukaryota; Metazoa; Chordata; Mammalia; Rodentia; Castoridae
Source: RefSeq, a predicted model, not a curated record
AUGUGUCACCAGAAGCUGGCCAUCUCCUGGUUUUCCCUGGUUUUGCUGGCGUCACCCCUCGUGGCCAUCUGGGAACUGGAGAAAGAUGUUUAUGUCGUUGAGUUGGAUUGGUAUCCUGAUGCCCCUGGAGAAACAGUGGUCCUCACCUGCAACACUCCUGAAGAAGAUGGCAUCACCUGGACCUCAGACCAGAGCAAUGAGGUUUUAGGCUCUGGCAAGACCCUGACCGUCCAAGUCAAAGAGUUCGGAGAUGCUGGCAGAUACACCUGUCACAAAGGGGGCGAGGUUCUGAGUCAUUCGAUCCUGCUGCUUCACAAAAAGGAAGACGGAAUUUGGUCCACUGAUAUUUUAAAGGACCAGAAAGAACCCAAAAACAAGACCUUUCUAAAAUGUGAGGCAACAAAUUACUCUGGACAUUUUACCUGCUGGUGGCUGACAGCAAUCAGCACUGAUGUGAGGUUCAGUGUCAAGAGCAGCAGAGGCUCCUCUGACCCCCGAGGAGUGACCUGUGGAGCAGCGACACUCUCUGCGGAGAAGGUCAUAGUGGACCAGCGGGAGUAUAAGAAGUACUUGGUGACGUGCCAGGAGGACAGUGCCUGCCCAGCCGCUGAGGAGAGUCUGCCCAUUGAGCUGGUGCUGGAUGCUGUGCACAAGCUCAAGUACGAGAACUACACCAGCAGCUUCUUCAUCCGGGACAUCAUUAAGCCUGACCCACCCAGGAAUCUGCAGCUGAAGGGAUCGACGGAUUCUCAAGUGGAGGUCAGCUGGGACUAUCCUGACACCUGGAGCACUCCACAUUCCUACUUCUCCCUGACAUUUUCAGUUCAGGUUCAGGGCAAGAGCAAGAAAGAAAGGAAAGACAAACAAGUCUUCACGGACAAGACCUCAGUCGCAGUCCCGUUCCCGUGCCUCAAGGGUGGCAAGGUGCGCGUGCAAGCCAGGGACCGCUACUACAGCUCGUCAUGGAGCGAGUGGGCAUCCGUGCCCUGCAGUUAG